AUGUUGCAAUACACCCUUGCUAUUUUCGCCAUCCAAGCUGCUUGUGCCUCUUUCUCAAAAGUAGAUGCACGUCAGCAGGUCAAUCUCGUUCAAAGAGAUCUCACCAUCAACACUCUUACCGCCCUAUACACCUUUCCCAAAAACAUUCGUUGGGAGUCCGGUACGAUCAAUAAUGCCACCGCUCCUUAUCUCACGACUGUCACAUCUAAAACGCCAGGUGCAAUCGAUAUCAGAGGUGCGGGGGAUGAUGUUAGUGAGCUUGUAACAACCAUCACCACAAACGCCGCUAGCUGUGAUCCAGCAAGCUACACAGGAACAGACAAGAUGCAAUAUGUGUUUCAAAAAGAUCAUUGGAGCAUCACUAACAACGGCAAGUCGGGCCCAAUUCAUUAUGGUUACAAGCGUACAGCAUCAGCUCCCAGGAAUUCACUUGUUGGAGAGGUUAGACUCACCGAAUCAUUCUAA
Messenger RNA from Melampsora larici-populina 98AG31, 465 nucleotides. RefSeq lists its product as uncharacterized. The record is from RefSeq and is a predicted model, not a curated record. The transcript is spliced from 2 exons. NCBI's taxonomy places the organism in Eukaryota, Fungi, Basidiomycota, Pucciniomycetes, Pucciniales, Melampsoraceae. The coding region runs from base 1 to 465 and encodes 154 amino acids.